This is a messenger RNA of Choloepus didactylus (southern two-toed sloth), 3269 nucleotides long. RefSeq names its product unc-51 like kinase 3 (gene ULK3). Gene Ontology annotation, cellular component: cytoplasm; autophagosome. Gene Ontology annotation, biological process: autophagosome organization; peptidyl-serine phosphorylation; autophagy. NCBI's taxonomy places the organism in Eukaryota, Metazoa, Chordata, Mammalia, Pilosa, Megalonychidae. The transcript has 16 exons. The record is from RefSeq and is a predicted model, not a curated record. Gene Ontology annotation, molecular function: ATP binding; protein serine/threonine kinase activity. The coding region runs from base 666 to 2084 and encodes 472 amino acids.
CUAAUGCCUGGUGGACUUGGAAGGAUGGGGGUGGCCCAAGGCGUAGGAGCUGAGGCGCGCUAGUGACAGUUGAGGGAGGUGGUCUAGGUGCUGCUGCCGCCGGCCCGCGGCUCCCUGACCAGCCUGCAACAGGAGGUCCAGCCCCUCACUCCACUGAACAAAUGACGAAGGGAACCCCAGGGAAGGCAACUUGGUCUCUUUCAAAGGCCCUUUCUUAGCCCAGUACUUCCACUUUUAGAGGUGCAGGUCGUUGGGGUAGAGGAGAUCCUGGGGGACCUCCCUGGCUCCUCUUCACCCCACACGCCUCGGGGAGCUUUUCACCUCUUGGCAACCUCAUCUCUACGGUCCUCACCUCUGUGAUGCCAUCUGCACCUCUCGCGCCUCGGUGAGGUUCCUGGGUGGGUGGCCUCGACUGCCGUCCUCGGGUCACUUCUGUUCAGCCCGCGGGGGCCCCGACAGAUCGUGUGAUAGCCAGGGAGGGCGGGAGGCAGCCGGGAGCGCGAGGCUGGGCCCCGGGGAGCUGGCGGGGGGAGCCGCCGCGCUGCACUUCCGGCGGCCGGCGCUGGGGGCAGCGUGGAGCCCCGGCCGGCCUCCCGCUCCGCUCUGGGCCGGAACGCGACGCCGGGAACCAGGAAGCACCUGGCGGCGAGCGCGGGGCAGCGGGCAUGGCGGCGCCCGGCUGGGGCCCCCCGCGGCUGGACGGCUUCAUCCUGACGGAGCGGCUGGGCAGUGGCACGUACGCCACGGUGUACAAGGCCUACGCCAAGAAGGACACUCGCGAGGUGGUAGCCAUAAAGUGUGUAGCCAAGAAAAGUCUGAACAAGGCAUCUGUGGAAAACCUCCUGACAGAAAUUGAGAUCCUCAAGGGCAUCCAACACCACCACAUCGUGCAGCUCAAGGACUUCCAGUGGGACAGUGACAACAUCUACCUCAUCAUGGAGUUCUGUGCAGGGGGCGACCUGUCUCGUUUCAUCCAUACCCGCAGGAUUCUGCCUGAGAAGGUGGCUCGUGUCUUCAUGCAGCAGUUGGCUAGUGCCCUGCAGUUCCUGCACGAACGGAACAUCUCUCACCUGGAUUUGAAGCCCCAGAACAUUCUGCUGAGCUCCUUGGAGAAGCCCUACCUCAAAUUGGCAGACUUCGGCUUUGCGCAGCACAUGUCCCCAUGGGAUGAGAAGCACGUGCUCCGCGGUUCUCCGCUCUAUAUGGCCCCCGAGAUGGUGUGUCAGCGACAGUACGAUGCCCGCGUGGACCUCUGGUCCGUGGGGGUCAUCCUUUACGAAGCCCUCUUCGGGCAGCCCCCCUUUGCCUCCAAGUCGUUCUCGGAGCUGGAAGAGAAGAUACGUAGCAACCGGGUUAUCGAGCUCCCCCUGCGGCCCCCACUCUCCCGUGACUGCCGGGACCUGCUGCAGCGGCUCCUGGAGCGGGACCCCACCCGUCGCAUCUCAUUCCAGGACUUCUUCGCCCACCCCUGGGUGGACCUGGAGCACAUGCCCAGCAGGGAGAGCCUGGCACGAGCGACCGCCCUGGUGGUGCAGGCUGUGAAGAAGGACCAGGAGGGGGAGGCCGCGGCUGCCUUGUCUCUCUACUGCAAGGCUCUGGACUUCUUUGUGCCUGCUCUGCACUAUGAAGUGGAUGCCCAGCGGAAAGAGGCAAUUAAAGCAAAGGUGGGGCAGUAUGUGUCCCGGGCCGAGGAGCUCAAAGCCAUCGUCUCUUCCUCCAAUCAGGCCCUGCUAAGGCAGGGGCCCACUGCCCGGGACCUGCUCAAAGAGAUGGCCCGGGACAAGCCGCGCCUCCUAGCUGCCCUGGAAGUGGCUUCGGCUGCCACGGCCAAGGAGGAGGAAGCUGGUGGGGAGCAGGACGCCCUGGACCUGUACCAGCACAGCCUGGGGGAGCUGCUGCUGCUGCUGGCAGCGGAGCCCCCAGGGCGGAGGCGGGAGCUGCUUCACACUGAGGUUCAGCACCUCAUGGCUCGAGCUGAAUACCUGAAGGAGCAGGUUAAGAUGAGGCAGUCUCGCUGGGAAGCCGAGAGCAUGGACAAAGAGGGGCUGUCGGAGUCUGUUCGUAGCUCUUGCACCCUGCAGUGACCCCAGAGGUUGGCAGGACGGACUGUGGGCCACCUAAAUCUUGGAGUUGAAGGCCUGCUCUUCUCAGGCUGGGAGUGUGGAUCAACCCCCAGAGUUCUGUGGCCCUCUGCAGCUCUGGGACCUACAGAGGGGGCUUUCUGGGUGGACAACUCUGAGACCGUCACAUCCCAGGGCCCCCAGCCUCCCUCAGGUACACUCCUCCCCCUGGAGGUUGGCCUAUGCUGUGAGCUAGGAGCAUUGGGCCUUGGCCCCAGGCGGCCAGGAGGCAGGACCCUGGGAGAAGAGAACUUCUUUCAUGUGACCUUUACCUUGGAAGUUUAAAAGUUGCCAUUUGGUGGUUGCUGGAUCCUGAGCCUCCUAGCAUUUUUGCUCCGAGAAGAAGGCAGAGGACCCUCUGCAGAGCAAGUCUGCUCUUGCCCCCUCCCUGCCAGCAGGCAGCCAGCACCCUGGGCCACCCCCAUCCUUCCUGGGAGCCCUUAUUCUGACUCACCUCUGUCCUUACACUGGAACGGGGCACUCCAGAACCCUUUAGGGACCACUCAGCCCCACAGAAUUCACCAGUCUUCCUGGGAGCCUACCCCCACCCACCAUCUCGGUAUUUUAAGAUAAUACUUUCAAGCAUGAAAAUAAUGUACUUUGUAGGGGUGAGUGCACAUUUCAGAAGCCCAUGCCUUGUUCCGGCCCUAGUGCACGGGUAUAAGCGGAGGGGGUCCUUGACCCACAUCCCUCCCACUUCCUCUCUAGGGCCUGCCCCCCAGCUUGCCACAGAGCUGCCCCUGUGCUGGAGUUUGGGGGGUCUGAGAGAGGGAAGUUGCAAGGCUGCCUGGCACAUCAGGCUGCAGGGGAAGCAGUGCCGUCUGGGAGACCUGAUGCUGGUUCUGACACUGCCAUGGGUGACCCCGGGCAAGCCCCUUCCCCUUUCUGGGCCUUGGUCUCCCUGUCUCUCCAGUGGGGCUGCAAAUACCUCCUCAACCCACAGCAUGAGGGCAAAGUGACUUUAAUCUAGAGAAGAAUGUAUACACUUAGAGUUAUUUGGGGGUUUCUCUUUAAAAAUCAGAGAAGGUGUUGGUGGUGUCUUCUAACCCUCUGCCCUUAAAUUCCUCCUUGGAACAAGAGUCUCUGUUCUCCCAGAGGCUGGGUGUAAAAAAUGUAAUUCAUUGUUUCUCUAUUAAAUUAUUUUCUGUA